UUGUUCAACAAAGCCAGGUAAAAGAAAUGGUUGAUAAAGCUUUUUAAGCCCAAAGAGGGAGAAGUGAAAGUAAAAGGUGAAAGCUUCAUGUGUAUAGAAAUGUUCAAACUACAGAAACAGCUGCUUUCAUUUGUGGGACAGGAAUGAACUUGCCUGUUGAAUACCUGUAUUCUGGUGUCAGUUGUAGGUAGGUGUGGCUGUAAAAAGAGUCAGCGAAGAGACAAAGUUCCCUGGCUUCGGGAGAGCUCUGUAUUAGUUUUAUUUUUAUGUACGUAUAAACCCUGCCUGCAAGAAACACCUGAAACAACAAGACUCUGAAUGUUUUGGCUACUUGUGAAAUCAGAAAAGUUUGACAUGAGUCUGCUAUGAACCAAAGGAGACAUGAAGGGACAGAAAAUACCAUCUCUUCUCCUCUCUUUAUUUCACAUAGGUACUACACUUUGGGAUUUCACAGAACAGGAAACAGUAAUGGGGGUAUUUUCCAAGGAUUGCAUCCUCCCUUGUCCUUUCCCACCUGGGGAUGACAAAGUAAUUUACUGGAAGAAAGGGGACAAAAAUGUACACAGCUACUACUAUCAGAAGGACCAGCUGGAAAGACAAGACCUGGAUUACAGACACAGAACACACCUUUUUCAUGAGAACAUUCCUAGUGGAAACGCAUCUUUGAAACUUAGUAACCUGACCUUGACUGAUGAGGGCCUUUAUAAUUGCUAUGUGGGAACACAGCAAACUAAAACAGAGGUGGAAGUCACGCUGCGUGUAAGAGUUUCCUCUUAUUAUGCACUGGAAUACCAGAAGACAGACAAAGGAAGGAUGCUGAAGUGCUAUGCCUUUCACACUUACCCAGCACCACAUAUAUCUUGGGUGCAAGGCAAUACAUCCAUCCAAGAAACAGAUCAGGAGGAAACCAGGGAUGGAGUUCUCUAUUCACUUAGAAGUGACCAGAACAUUAUAAACACAGCUGAUCCUUACUACUGCCGUAUUCAUCUCCCUCAUGAAGAGUGGGCUGCUGAAUGGAAGAUGCAAGACCCACUGUCUCAUGUGGAAGGAAGCAGCGCUACAAUUCCUUGUGAAUACAGCGAUAACAUUGCAAACACUGAAGGUUUCAGUGUUGUCUGGACAUUAAACAGAAAUGCUGUGAUUUCAGUCCUGGCCUCCUUCAACGGUACAUCUCACUCUUACCAGCCUCGAGUCCAGAUUAACCAAAAUAACUUUUCACUGGUGUUGUAUGAUCUUACUGUAGACGACAGUGGAGAAUAUUUGUGUAAUAUUUCAACACCUCACUAUAUAAAACUUACUGUAAGAACUUUGGAAGUUGGAAAUUCAGGUAACAGGAUAGUUGCACUAGGAGUGAUCCCUGCAGUGGUGCUGGUGGCAGGAGUCUGUUUCUGCAUCUGGUGCAAGGAUUAAUUUUACGCAUCAAGAGUUCUUACAAAUGUUUUUGUUUUGACCAGAAACGCAGAAGAAGAUGAAUCAUGUAUCUUGACACCCUGGAAGAAAAUCCUUCUCUGCACACAUGGAUGCUACUGAGAUUGCUGCUGAAGGCAGCAAAGAGUUCCCUCACCUUCCCUAUUGAGUCACACUAAGAGCCACAUGAGCAACAGUAACAAGCAACUGAACUGACAGAAAAGAAAAAAAAAAAAGUCAAUUGACACUUGUAUUUGAGGAACUUGAGUAUCCUAAACGGACAAUGAAAAACCUUCCACAGAAGAAGAGGGUGUUGGGUUUUUUUCAGUAUGAUGGAAAGAAAGGGCUUGCUGUUUUGCACUUAAUUUAGUAUUUUAAUUUCAAGCAAAGACAACUUCCUUGUUUAAAAGUGGAAAAGAUCUGAGAGAACACCCUAUUUCUGAGCCACAGGCAGUCCUGAUGGGAUGUGUCCCUCCACAGCAUCUCCUAUGUCUCUCCUGCAGCUGGCGAGCAGAAGUCCUCUGGCUGGCAGUAGUGGAAGCUUCUGAACUGACUGUUCGUAUGAAAAAGUUUUUCUGCUCUCCUACAAAACUCGUACAGACUCUGACUAGCAGGACAGAUGGAAGGUGGGUUAUCCCAGCUUGAAGGGCUGUCCCCCUGCAGUUUAAUCUGUGCUGCUUUAGCAAUCUGCACAUAAAAUACAUGAGGCUGUGAGGCAUGACAGGAUUUGCCCUUGGUUUUGAUUUUGUCAGAGAUCUGCCAAUUAGGAUUUGUUCCAACAUAAUGAAGUGGGCUGUUGGCAAGAUGUAAUCUUUUAUUGAUCCCUCAGGCUUGGCAAAGUAGAAACACUAAGAAAUGAAUGGAAUACACUAUACAGGUUCUUUGGAUUUUCACUUGAUGUUUAUUUCUGUAAGUGCUUAUUUUUUUCUACAUCUGCUUUCAGUUCUGCCUGAUUAUAUCAAGCAUCUUCUCAUAUCUGUCAGCUUGGACUGUACUUAUUCCUCUUCAUGAACCUGAAAUGCAAUUGAGAUAGCAUACAACUGUUAAAAAUGGAAACACUGAGGAGGUUUUAGAGUAAGUUCACAAGUAAAUGACAAAAGCCUCUCUUCACUAA
Messenger RNA from Falco peregrinus (peregrine falcon), 2521 nucleotides. It is a transcript of the gene HHLA2, whose product is annotated as HERV-H LTR-associating 2. Gene Ontology annotation, biological process: immune response; cellular response to lipopolysaccharide; cell surface receptor signaling pathway. The transcript is spliced from 7 exons. Bases 382 to 1410 code for a protein of 342 amino acids. The record is from RefSeq and is a predicted model, not a curated record. Lineage: Eukaryota; Metazoa; Chordata; Aves; Falconiformes; Falconidae. Gene Ontology annotation, cellular component: external side of plasma membrane.